GUUACAGAACAUCUUUUCGGAAAAUCUCAGUGGAUUUGUUUUGCUCUGCAUUUUCUGCAAAAUUUGUGAUUUCUGAGUGUUUGCAUAGGUGAAAAGUGUGUAGAAAUGUCGGCUUUCAGCAACUACGCCAUGCCUCUCUGGAGCAAUGGUCCUGCUCCUGGGCAAUUCUACAAUUUCCCUGGUGGAUCUUCAGUGCAGAAUCGUGACAUGCAAUUUGGCUUCAAAGGGACUUUUGGCUCGCAAAGGACAUCGCAGCCAAUCACCACCGGAACCUCUGUUGUGGGGCUCAAAUUCAAGGAUGGUGUGGUCAUCUCUGCCGAUACUCUCGUCUCCUACGGCUCCCUAGCUCGCUACACGUCAAUGGACAGGGUCUUCAAGGUGAACGACUACACAAUUAUCGGAGCAGGAGGAGAUUUCGCUGACUUCCAGUUCCUGAAGCAACACAUCGAUCAGAAAGUGGUUGAUGACAUCGCGUUUGGCGAUAAUUACCACAUGAAGCCGAAAUCCCUGUACAAUUGGCUGAUGAGAGUGCUGUACAACAAGAGGAGCCGCUUUGAUCCUCUCUGGCUGGACAUUGUGGUUGGUGGAAUGCAGGAUGGAGAGCCUUUCCUGGGUCACAUCAACCUUCGAGGUCGUGCUUAUGAGAACAACGCCAUAGCUACUGGAUAUGGCCAGCACUUGGCCAUUCCGCUGCUCAGGGAAUACACGGAGAAUCCUCAGGUCGUCCUGGACAAGGAUCAGGCAUUGAGUCUCACGAAGAAGGUCAUGGAGGUGCUCUACUACCGCGACUGCAGGGGUUUCAACAAGUACACGCAGGCCGUCGCGACGGCAGAGGGUGUGAAAGUGGAGGGACCGAUCGAUGUGGACCAGAACUGGAAUCUAGCACACAUGAUCAAGGGAUUCUAAGGCAUAACUAUUCAUUUUCUACGCUUAAAUGAUUAAGAAUGAUAAAUAAAGAGUUUUUUCAACA
Molecule: messenger RNA, 970 nt
Organism: Phlebotomus argentipes
Lineage: Eukaryota; Metazoa; Arthropoda; Insecta; Diptera; Psychodidae
Gene: Prosbeta7
Product: proteasome subunit beta type-4
Exons: 3
Coding region: 106-906 (266 amino acids)
Cellular component (GO): proteasome core complex
Source: RefSeq, a predicted model, not a curated record